Myxocyprinus asiaticus (Chinese sucker) is the source of this 3758-nucleotide messenger RNA. RefSeq names its product solute carrier family 15 member 2 (gene slc15a2). The transcript is spliced from 23 exons. Gene Ontology annotation, molecular function: dipeptide transmembrane transporter activity. Gene Ontology annotation, cellular component: membrane. The coding region runs from base 276 to 2438 and encodes 720 amino acids. NCBI's taxonomy places the organism in Eukaryota, Metazoa, Chordata, Actinopteri, Cypriniformes, Catostomidae. The record is from RefSeq and is a predicted model, not a curated record. Gene Ontology annotation, biological process: transmembrane transport; oligopeptide transport.
UCAACGAAUCUGCAGGAUCCGCUUUAUAUGAACAUUGCAGAAAGCUCGUGCAUAAACAAAAUAAUCUCGUGCAUGUGUUGGGCAUCGACCCAUUCGUUUCGGAGUUACCGAUUCUUUGUCAAUGAGUAGAACAUUAACCGAAGAAGGUUGAACUGCUAUAAGAGCACAGUUAGGCGGACGAGUUUUCACUCUCUGUGGCGGGACUGACUCGGAAUCGUGUUCGGGAACCCACUGGAUAUUGAAUUUCCCGAAACAGUGAAGGAUUAAUUGAAGACAUGGAAAAGAUGAAUGACAAAAAGGUUGACGUGGAGGUCCAUGGAAAAAGGCAGAGCUCGCCGAAAUUAUGUGGGACUAACUAUCCAGUUAGCAUUGCCUUCAUUGUGGUCAACGAGUUCUGUGAGAGAUUCUCUUACUAUGGCAUGAAAGCGGUGCUCACACUUUACUUCAUCCACUACCUGGGCUGGGACAAGAAUCUGUCAACAGCUGUGUACCAUGCUUUCUCAAGCCUUUGCUACUUUACUCCACUUUUGGGGGCCUUGAUAGCAGACUCCUGGUUGGGGAAGUUCAGAACCAUCAUCUAUCUGUCUAUAGUUUAUGUGAUUGGUCAUGUGGUCAAAUCUGUUGGGGCCAUUCCUGAUGUGGGAGACAGCACCAUUCAUAUAGUUCUGUCAAUUCUUGGUCUGAUCCUUAUAGCUUUUGGGACAGGAGGGAUCAAACCGUGUGUUGCAGCUUUUGGUGGUGACCAGUUUGAUGAGGAGCAUACAGAUGAGAGGAGAAAAUUCUUCUCAAUCUUUUAUAUGUCAAUCAAUGCUGGAAGUGUCCUAUCAACCAUUGUCACACCAGUACUAAGAGGUGAUGUGCAAUGCUUUGGUGGAGACUGCUAUGCCUUGGCCUUUGGAGUCCCUGCGGCUUUAAUGGUCAUUGCUCUAGUGGUUUUUAUUGCUGGAAAUGGGAUAUAUAAGAAGAGUCCUCCUGAGGGGAAUGUCCUUGCUCGUGUUUGCAAAUGUAUUGGGUUUGCUAUUCACAACCGGUGGAGAACUUCCAAGAACAGCCCAAAACGGAGUCACUGGCUUGAUUGGGCAGAGGAGAAGUACCCGAAGAGGCUCAUCCAGGAAAUUAAAAUGGUGUUUAGGGUGCUGGUUCUCUACAUUCCAUUGCCCAUGUUUUGGGCUCUCUUUGACCAACAGGGGUCCCGCUGGACUCUCCAAGCCACUCGGAUGAACAUGAAUUUCGGUGGAGCAUUUGUACUAAAGCCUGAUCAAAUGCAGAUGCUGAAUGCUUUGCUGAUUCUGGUGUUUAUUCCAAUCUUCGACAUGGGAAUAUACCCACUGAUAGGCCUGUGUCGGAUCAAACUCACUCCACUAAGAAAGAUGGCAGCAGGCAUGAUCCUUGCUGCACUUGCCUUCUGUGCUGCAACUAUAGUAGAACUCAAUGUCAUUAAAACUGUCGUAGAGCCCCCUCCUGCCAAACAAUGCCUCAUUCAGGUUUUCAAUCUUAUGGAUUCAGAAGUCACAGUGCAAUUUUCUGAACACAAUGUCUUCUCAGGGCCAAUCAAUUCAUAUGAGGAUCCUUUGGAAUACACCAGUCUUACACUUUCUGGUGUUUCCCAGCUGCACACAGUUACUGUCAGUCACAAUGGGGCACAACAUCAGUGUCAGCUCAACUUUACAGAACAGAUGGCCUAUAGCCUCAUCCUGCACAGUCAACCUGAUGGCAUUGCAUGCAAACUGGUGAAAGAUCACAUCACCAAAUCUGAAACCGGGGCUGCAUAUCUAAGGUUUAUCAAUACCCGCUCAGAGAGUAUCAACAUAACAGUGGGCACUGAUGAAUUUUAUGCGCCUGCUCACUAUGGGAUUUCACACAAUAUCAGCAUACAACGGGGAGAAUACAAUGGAGUUAAAUGCAUAUCUGGCUCCAACCAAUAUCACAUUGAUCUGGGACUUCUUGAUUUCGGUGCCUUCUACACAGUCAUACUCAAAGGGGGCAGAGAUGAUCUUACUUUUAAAAAGAUGGAGGAUAUCCAAGCCAACAAUAUUCACAUUGCCUGGCAGAUUCCACAGUACGUUUUCCUUACUGCAGGAGAAGUCAUGUUCUCCAUCACUGGUUUGGAGUUCUCCUACUCACAGGCACCAGCAAGCAUGAAAUCUGUCCUUCAGGCUGGAUGGCUUAUGACUGUGGCAUUUGGAAAUGUCAUUGUAUUAAUUGUGGCAGAGGGGGCCGGAAUGGAACAGUGGGUGGAGUUCCUCCUUUUCGCUUGUCUUUUGGUGGCAGUCAGCAUCAUCUUCUCCAUCAUGGCCUAUUUCUACACCUACGUUGAUCCAGACCAGCUGGACAAGAUUUUCAGAGAGGACGCAGAUGAUGGGAAUGUUGACGGUUACAAGAGUAAGAAGAAAGAGACAGUUUACAUGACAGACACGCCAAAGAGCACCAAGAUGUAGCCGAGAAAACUUUUGUUUCCUUAUGAACUAUCUACAUUCAUUAAUUGCGAAUAAGCUAAUCUUUUUUCAAAGCAAACUGUGUUAGUCAGACCAGUUACGUUAUUUUGUCAUUCCAGGGCCUUUAUGUGGUCUUCCGCUAAGCUCUACUGAUCAGGAAUCAUAUUCCAGCUGAAUCAAGAAAAAAUAUACUGUGCUGAGAGAGUUGUGCUUUUACUUUACAUGGCACUGUACAUGAAUAAAUAUAUUUUAAAAUGUAAUGAACUUUAUAUAUAAACAUGUAAAUAACAUACACUACCAAUGUCUAAAAUGAAUGGUACGAAAAUGCCAUUUGCACAUUUUAAAGCUCUCAUUUGUACAUCAUUUUUUGUCAUUUUUGUUAUGACCUUUGAGAUGAUAGUGUUCUUGAUUAACUCUUGUCUAACAUUGCUGACGCAUUAAUUAUCAAUGUUUAAAGAUGCUCUCAGUCAUUUUUUCCUCAUUAAAUAAAGUUUAAGCCCUAAAGGAAUGAAUAGUAAUUUUGAAAUAAAUGUUUAAAAUCAUGUAUGCUCACAUGAGAUGAAGUUCCCAGUUAUAUCAGUAGCAUAAUAAUAACUGUGGUAUAUUUUAUGGAGCUGGACUACCUUAUGGGGGACUAGUCAUAACCUCCCUAUUAAACUUGGUAACCCCCAAUUAUUGGACACAUUUGCUCAUGGAAGGGAUGACUUAGCACAUUUCUCUAAUGCCAUCAGUAACCAGAAAACUUUGCUUUUGCAUGAUGCUGCAUUCCAUGCUGCUAGGUAUCAAUAUCUGUCCAAAAUAACGGCCAUACAGUGCCUUUAGAAAAUCAUCUGCUCUCUUCCAGUCCAUCCUCAGGUUUUCUAUAGUUUUUUUAGGUCAGGGCUCUGACUUGGCCACUCAAGGACUUUGACCUUCCUAUCCUUAAGUCACUGCAUUGUUUUUGAUGGUGUGUUUAGGGUUAUUAUCUUCAGUUGUCAAGCAGAGGGCCACAGAUUUUCCUCAAGAAAACAUACAUGGCAGCAUCCAUUUUUCCCUUCAAUCCUGACCAAUUGCCCAGUCCCCGCUGAAGAGGAACAUCCCCACAACAUAAUGUUGCUACCACCAUGCUUCAUAAUAGUUAUGGUAUGUUAUGGGCGGUGUUCUGUGUUUGUUUGUUUUUCAAAUAUAGCGCUUGGAGUUCAGUCCAAAAAGUAAUAAUUUUGUCUCAUCUGACCAUAAAACCUUAUGCCACAUGGCAUCAGAAUCCUCCAAAUCUGUGACCCUCUUCUCGACAACUGAAAAUGGACAGGUGGUUCACCUUUCAGCAUGACAAUGACCCUAAAC